CACUCUGAGUACGACUUCAACGGCUCUCGCCUUUUAUUUUUCACUCGCACUCUUUCUCUCGCACACAGAGAGACACGCAUAGCUCGUGGUUCAAAUGAGAAUCUGGAGCUGGAGCAGAACAAUGGGGCUUCUUCUAGGGUUUCUCGCUUCAGUUUCUUUGUUCCAGGUCUUAGUCACCUCAUCUGUUGUGAGUGCAGAGAGGUCCGAUGCCCGGUUUCUUGUCACGUCCAGUGCCACAUCAGGGGUAAAGCAUUCUGAAGAUUAUUGUGCGAUGUAUGACAUUUGUGGAAAACGUAAAGAUGGAAAAGUUUUGAACUGUCCUUUCGGUUCCCCUGCUAUGAAGCCGGACGAGUUGCUUUCAUCAAAGAUCCAAAGUUUAUGCCCAACAAUCACUGGCAAUGUCUGUUGUACAGAAUAUCAGUUUGACACAUUACGGACACAAGUCCAGCAAGCAAUACCUUUUCUUGUAGGUUGUCCAGCAUGCUUGAGAAACUUUUUAAACCUGUUCUGCGAGCUUACGUGCUCUCCAAAUCAGAGUUUAUUUAUCAAUGUGACUUCUGUUUCCAAGGUUAAUAACAACUUGACCGUGGAUGGGAUUGAUUUUUUUAUAACUGAUGGUUUUGGUGAAGGGUUAUACGACUCUUGCAAUGAUGUGAAGUUUGGUACCAUGAAUUCUCGAGCUUUAGAAUUUAUUGGUGCUGGUGCUCAAAACUUUAAAGAGUGGUUUGCUUUUAUUGGAAGACGAGCAGAAUUAAAUGUGCCGGGUUCACCAUAUGCCAUUAAAUUCCAUUCAGAUGUUACUGAGUCAUCUGGAAUGAAACCUAUGAAUGUUUCUACUUAUUCAUGUGGUGAUAUUUCACUAGGCUGUUCAUGUGGUGAUUGCCCUUCAUCUCCAGUCUGCUCUAAUACAGCUCCUCCUGCUUUGCAUAAAAGAGGAGCUUGUUCAGUGAGAAUUGGGUCUCUUAAGGCCAAAUGUGUUGACUUUGCUUUAGCAAUCCUGUAUAUCAUAUUGGUUUCUAUGUUUUUAGGAUGGGGUUUAUUUCAUCGGGCAAGAGAAAGGAAACCACAUCCUAGAACAAAACAUUUCUUGAAUGCCACAAUUGCUGGUCAACUCCAUUCUGUUAACAGGCAAAAGGAUGAGAACCUCCCCAUGCAGAUGCUUGAAGAUGCUCCACAAAUUAGAAAUGGGAUCCAACUUUCAGUUGUGCAAGGAUACAUGUCAAACUUUUUCAGGAAAUAUGGAACAUGGGUUGCAAGAAAUCCAACCUUAGUUUUGUGUUCAUCGUUGGCUAUGGUUCUUUUACUUUGUUUGGGUCUAAUCCGUUUCAAGGUGGAGACACGGCCUGAAAAGCUAUGGGUAGGGCCUGGGAGUAAAGCUGCAGAGGAGAAACGAUUUUUCGACACACACCUAGCUCCCUUUUACAGAAUUGAACAGAUCAUAUUGGCAACAAUUCCAGAUGCGGUGGAUGGUAAAAUACCAAGUAUUGUGACAGAUGACAACAUUAAGUUACUGUUUGAAAUACAAAAGAAGGUUGAUGGAAUUCGUGCAAAUUAUUCAGGAUCAAUGAUAAGUCUCAGUGAUAUUUGUAUGAAGCCACUGGACCAAGAUUGUGCCACUCAAAGUGUUCUACAGUAUUUUAAAAUGGAUGUUAAAAAUUAUGAUGAUUUUGGGGGAGUUGAACACCUGAAGUAUUGUUUUGAGCAUUAUUCCUCUGCAGACACAUGUAUGAGUGCAUUUAAGGCUCCUCUAGAUCCAAGCACUGCAUUAGGAGGUUUCCCUGGGAACAAUUAUUCUGAGGCUUCUGCAUUUAUGGUAACUUAUCCUGUAAACAAUGCUAUUGAUAAAGAAGUUAAUGUAACUCAAAGGGCAGUGGCUUGGGAGAAGGCUUUUAUUCAGUUAGUGAAGGAUGAGUUGUUGCCUAUGGUGCAAUCUAAAAAUUUGACUCUUUCUUUUUCAUCGGAAAGCUCCAUUGAGGAAGAAUUGAAAAGAGAAAGUACUGCAGAUGCCAUUACUAUAUUGAUAAGCUAUCUUGUGAUGUUUGCUUACAUCUCUCUUACUUUGGGUGAUACUCCGUGUUUACAUUCUUUUUACAUUUCAUCUAAGGUAUUGCUUGGUCUUUUUGGAGUAAUGCUUGUCAUGUUCUCUGUUCUCGGAUCAGUUGGAUUUUUUAGUGCUAUUGGAGUAAAAUCUACGCUGAUCAUAAUGGAAGUUAUUCCAUUUCUUGUUCUAGCUGUUGGGGUAGAUAAUAUGUGCAUACUGGUACAUGCUGUUAAGCGGCAACCAUUAGAGUUGCCUUUAGAAGGACGGAUAAGUAAUGCUCUUGUGGAAGUUGGACCAUCCAUAACCCUAGCAAGUCUCUCGGAGGUUUUAGCUUUUGCAGUUGGAAGUUUUAUUCCUAUGCCAGCUUGCCGCGUGUUCUCCAUGUUUGCAGCAUUGGCUGUUCUUCUGGACUUCCUUCUGCAAGUUACUGCUUUUGUUGCUUUAAUAGUUUUUGACUUUCUCCGAGCCGAGGAUAAGAGGGUUGAUUGCUUUCCUUGUAUAAAAGUUUCUUCACCACAUGCAGACUCUGAUAAAGGUAUUAUUAAUCAGAGAAAACCUGGACUGCUGGUUCGAUAUAUGAAGGAAAUCCACGCACCCAUCCUCAGUCUUUGGGGAGUCAAAAUAGUUGUCAUUUCUGUCUUUUUUGGAUGGGCGUUGGCUAGCAUUGCAUUAUGCACUAGGAUUGAACCUGGUUUGGAACAAAAGAUUGUUCUUCCCCGAGAAUCGUAUCUUCAGGGGUAUUUUAAUAAUGUUUCAGAGUAUCUCAGAAUUGGACCACCCCUAUACUUUGUUGUGAAGAACUAUAACUAUAGCUCAGAAUCAAGACAUACGAACCAGUUAUGCUCCAUCAGCCAAUGUGAUUCAGACUCCCUUUUAAGUGAGAUUGCAAGAGCAUCCUUAACACCAGAAUCAACUUACAUCGCUAAGCCUGCCGCUUCAUGGCUUGAUGAUUUUCUUGUGUGGAUGUCUCCAGAAGCAUUUGGGUGCUGUCGAAAGUUUACAAAUGGGAGUUAUUGCCCUCCUGAUGAUCAGCCACCUUGCUGUUCUUCAAGUGGAGGUAUUUGUGGCCUAGAUGGAGUAUGCAAAGACUGUACCACGUGCUUCCGUCACUCAGAUUUGCAUAAUGAUCGUCCAUCUACUGUGCAAUUCAUGGAGAAACUUCCCUGGUUCCUGAAUGCUCUACCCUCUGCUGAUUGUGCUAAAGGUGGCCAUGGGGCUUACACUAGUAGUGUGGAACUGAACGGAUAUGAGACUGGUGUUAUUCAAGCGUCGUCAUUUCGUACUUAUCAUACACCCCUCAACAAGCAGACUGACUAUGUUAAUUCAAUGAGGGCUGCUCGAGAGUUCAGUUCAAAGGUUUCUGAUUCUUUGAAGAUUGAGAUCUUUCCAUAUUCAGUGUUUUAUAUGUUUUUUGAGCAAUACCUUGACAUAUGGAGGACAGCGCUAAUCAACCUUGCUAUAGCCAUUGGUGCAGUGUUUGUUGUUUGUUUAAUUAUCACAUGCAGUUUUUGGAAUUCAGCAAUUAUUUUUCUGGUGUUAGCAAUGAUUGUCAUAGAUCUCAUGGGUGUGAUGGCAAUUCUGAAUAUCCAAUUGAAUGCUGUCUCCGUCGUUAACCUUGUUAUGUCAGUCGGCAUUGCUGUUGAGUUUUGUGUGCAUAUGACACAUGCUUUCUCGGUAAGCAGUGGAGAUAAGGAACAACGCACUAAGGAGGCUCUGGGUACAAUGGGGGCAUCUGUCUUCAGUGGAAUCACGCUGACAAAGCUAGUUGGGGUGAUUGUUCUUUGUUUCUCAAGGACAGAAGUUUUUGUGGUUUAUUACUUCCAAAUGUACCUUGCAUUGGUCCUUCUUGGUUUCUUGCAUGGACUUGUAUUCUUACCAGUAUUUUUGAGCAUGUUUGGUCCACCUUCUAGAUGUGUGCUCAUGGAGCAGCGAGAAGAUCAUCCAUCUCCAUCACAACUGUAGGAAGCAAUUUUUUUGUAGGUUAAUUUUUUUCUCUUUUAUACUGAAAUUGCAUGUAUUAUUAGUGAGAGAAAAAUAUUUGAAUAGCUUCCAACAUGUAGUAUAUAACGUUCUACUGAUUAGGAAAAAGAAAAGGAAAGGAAAAAAAAAGUUUACCUUUCUUCACACCUCUGUUCAGUAAUGUUGGCCCCAUUUAAACAGAGCAUCAAUAACUUCCGUUUGGAUUCUGGUCCAUCAAGGCU
This is a messenger RNA of Corylus avellana, 4242 nucleotides long. RefSeq lists its product as uncharacterized. Gene Ontology annotation, molecular function: sterol binding; lipid carrier activity. Gene Ontology annotation, cellular component: membrane. Gene Ontology annotation, biological process: sterol transport. Lineage: Eukaryota; Viridiplantae; Streptophyta; Magnoliopsida; Fagales; Betulaceae. The record is from RefSeq and is a predicted model, not a curated record.